Suillus plorans is the source of this 996-nucleotide messenger RNA. RefSeq lists its product as uncharacterized. The coding region runs from base 1 to 996 and encodes 331 amino acids. Lineage: Eukaryota; Fungi; Basidiomycota; Agaricomycetes; Boletales; Suillaceae. The transcript is spliced from 2 exons. The record is from RefSeq and is a predicted model, not a curated record.
AUGCUUGAGCUUGACGAGCGGGAUGAGCUCCUCACCAACGGCUUCGCUACUUCGUUGCACCCUGGCGGACUUCAUAGAAAUGAUUCCACAAGCGACCACGUUCAUGUGGACGAUGCUGGCUGUUCAGAAGUGUUGAACUCUCACCCGCUGCGCAGGUCUUCAGUAUCAUGCACUGUGAAAGAUGUCGGUGAAAUACAAAUGACGUUGUCGGAUGAUGUUCCUGACUGCCCUUCUUCUAUCGAGCCGUCGGACGAUACCACAGAUAAUCUAGAUACCGCCAACCACCAUGACAUCGAUGACAUCCUACACACAGUUUCACCCGGCGACUCACUUGUUGCAAUCGCUCUACGAUAUGGCGUGUCUCUUUCAGCACUGCGGCAUGCAAAUCAGCUAUGGCCAUCAGAUCCAAUCGACCUCCGCACCCAACUCAUCAUACCUCGACAUCGUGUGCGUCAUACCAAGCGAAGAGCCGUUUCGCAAGCCACUUCUAGUAUUCAGAAGACUGACAUUAUCUCCUCAUCACCAUUUGAAUCUACUUCAUCGCUCUCGUCAACACUUCUCGCAGCAAGAGAUACUGUUUUGUCUGCUUUCCCUACGCGCAUCUCCAUAGAUUCCCUCAGCUCUCGCAUCAGCGCAAGAGAUGAGGAACUCGAGCUUGAAAAUUUACUCAAGCCUCGUCUGCAAUCUCGCACCUCAGAGAUGGAUUAUCCAAACACUCCUACCGCGCUUAGUGUCGAACUUGACACCUUGUCGCAUCCUCGACGCAGCUAUAUGCCAGCGCAUGAUAUGACCUCGCUACUUGACCAUGGCCCCCCACCACUAUCAUGUCAACAAAUUCGCAAUUUCACAUCAGAUCCCACUAUCAAACCAUUUGCAUCUGGUCGCCUUCAAACGUCCAAGCACAGUUCCCCCGCACCUGUAUUUGUUCCCGUGCGCAUAUCCCAGCUAGAGCCGGAACCUGCAAUGGAACUACCAGCGCUUAAAAAACCCAAGUAA